AUGGGCUCCGGUACUUCAUCACCACAAGCUCAAGAUUCAGCUACACCACCAUCGAUCCCCCUGCCUUUGCUCUUGAGGGCCAAACUCUGUCAGCUCCAAGGAAACCCAAGUUCAGCAAUAAACUGGUCACCGCCACCAACAUCAAGACUAAGACCACCAUCAUUGGGCUUAAAGAAAUCACCAUUUCCAUUACUUUCACCGCCUUCACGGUCAUUGCUGAAUUCAACCAGGGACUCUCUCAGAAAUAAAGCCAUACAAAUCUUGGAAUCACCAGAUACAUUGCCUCUUACUUAUCUUCUUGAUGAACUUAACUUCCCUGAGAGCUCACCUAUUUUAAGGGAGGCCAAAAACCUCCUGAAUUACCUUAAAAAAAAUUACCUUACUUCCUUCUGUCUAUGCCUUAUUUCUUUCUUUAAAACUUGUGGCUCUGAAUUUGUGAACUGCAAAGAGUGUGCCUUUGAUACUCUAUGCCAGAUUCUGACAGAAGAUAAGCAUGGAUUUUGGCAAGAAACCUCCUUCAUGGAUAAAGAACUCAAAUCUGCAAUUCUUGAUUGUUUGAAGACAGAGACUUCAACAAGGAAUUUGCAUAAACUUCGCGAUUUUGUCGCCAAGGUUGCCUCUAAAGAAGUAAGACUUGGAAAUGAAUGGCCUGAGCUUCUCAAGUUUGUUCAUGAAUCUUUGGAUUCUGAUUCUGAAGAGAAAACGAAGUAUGCUGUUUCUUUGCUCUAUAAGUUGAUACCGCAAUGUCCUGUCGAAGAUUUGGCUAUUAGUCUUGACUCCUUUUAUGAUUGUUUAGUGGAUAUAUUUGAUAAUGAUGAUAAGAGUCUAGAGUUGCAGGUUGAGGCAGCUCUGACCUCAAAUCGUUUUCUUUGUUACUGGACGAAUCGAUCGAACUAUGAUACAUAUAGUAUCCUUUUGGUUGAAAUAGUGGAGACCAUUCCGGCUGUGGUUGAGCAUAGAUCAGACAAAGGUGUACAGGCGGUGGUUAAUGAAUUGACUGUGUUGGCAAAGGAGAAGCCAUGGUCCUUGAGUGGACAAUUUGAUUAUGUGGCUCUAACUGUGCUUAGGAUCAUGGAUGAAGUCGAACUUCAGGAAAAAACAAGAAUUCUUGCAUUAGAAUUUGUGGUUGCUUUAGCUGAAGAAAGAGCUGAGGGUCGACAGAUGUUGCUAGAAUCGAAACGUGUAAUCCCCAAGUUUCUUGAGAAGAUUUUGUUUCUGCUAGAAAAAUUGAAGGAUGACUCAGAAUGGGAAACUGAAGAGAGUGAUAUCCCGAAUCUGCCUUCGGUAAGGUGCUUGGAUAGAAUUUUAGCUGCCUUAGGCAGGAAGGUUCUUAUGAAGAAUUUCCCCAAAUUAUUUGCAACUCAUUUUGGUUCUGAAGAUUGGCAGAGCCGCCAUGCUGCUGUUCUUUCCAUUGGCAUUGUUGCACAGAGAUGCUCAAAGCUAAAGGAGUGGAAACAAGGUUGGAAUCAAAUGGCGGGAAGAAUUAUCGGAAGUGUCAAAGAAGACAUACACCCUCGUGUGCGUUGGGCAGCUCUAUAUACAAUCAAACAAUUUUCCAAGCGUUUGAAACCUGAAUUUCAAGACCAGUAUCAUGAACAAGUUCUGCCUGCAUUAACCGAAGCCAUGGAUGAUUUUAACAAUCCGCGUGUUCAGCUUCAAGCUUAUUCAGCAUUGUUCGACUUCACCUCGAACUGCACUUCAAGUACUCUUAAACCUUACCUGAAAGAAAUAGUCAAAAAAUUGCUCAAAAUAUUAAAGAAAGAAAAUCACAUGUUCAAGGGUGAAACUUUAAAUUUAUUGUCAGCAGUUGCUUAUUCAUCACAGGAUCAGUUUGCAGAGUAUUACAGUACUGUCAUGCCUUACCUUAAGGUUAUAAUGAUGACUGCUAAAGAAGAAUCUGACCACAAACUUCUUUCCAAUUCUAUUGAGUGCAUCACUAUGGUUUGGAUGGCUGUAGGAAAGGAAAAGAUCAGAGCUGAUACUGAUAUGGUUGUGCAAAUGCUCAUCUCUUUGCAAAAAUCUGAAUUAGAGGCAAAUGAUCCAGUGAGAAGUCAACUGUUGCUAGCAUGGGCCAGACUCGGGAAAUGCUUGGGACAAGAAUUCGAACCUUAUAUGAGCGUCGCCAUUCCUCGUUUGCUCAAGGCUGCUAAGAUUGGAUCGUAUGUCGUUAUACCUGAGAAUCCUGACAAUAUUGAUGAUUCAGAUGGCAGAAACAAUGCUAUAAUGCAUAUCAGGGCCCUAAUUCUUGGAGAUCGAAAGAUUUGGAUAAAAACUAAGGUUCUGGAGGAGAAAGUGGCAGCUUGUAAAGGCCUGUAUUUACUUGCUGAUGAGUUGAAGGAAGGACUUGCUGUAUGGAUCGAAGAGGUUGCUCAGACUUUAAUUCCACGUCUCAACUUUGAAAUCAACGAAGAAAUUCGAAGAGUUUCUGCUUCAGCCAUGCCAGUGCUAUUAAAAUCAUCUAAAGAAGCAAUACAAAAAGGGUAUCUUGAAUUGUCUGAUGAAUCUCCUUUUGAGAAAUUAUGUUCGAAUGUGGUACCAGCUUUGGUAAAAGCUCUAAGUAAGGAAUCCUUGCCCGAAAUUGUUGCAAUAAUUUUGGACUCUUUGGAGGAAUGCAUGAAGGUCUCUCUUGCUUUUAAGAAGUUUGUACUGCUUAUAGUUAUGUCUGGACCUGUUCUAGAUGAAGACCAGACUGACAUGUUCUUGAAGAAGAUAAUGAAUGUUAUGAAUUCAAGAAGCAAAGAGGGGGCCAAUCAUGUAAUAGAACAGACAUUACCAGAAGAUGAAGACGAGGAAGAACAGAAAGUUUAUGACAAAGCCGUUGAUUGUUUGGCCACUUUCAUCAGAAUACACAAGCCUUCUUUCUCGCCAUUCCUUGGAAAGCUUGUGCCAUGCAUACAACUUAUGUGGGAAAAGGAUAAAAAAGUUAAAGAGCGAAGAACUGCCUUGGGUGUAUUUUGUCAUGUUGUGAAGCAAUUCCCAGAAGAAGCAUUUAGGCAGUACAAGAUUUUUCUUCUAUUUAUUUUUGAGGCGUGCAAGGAUGAGAACCCCGAAGUCGUAGAGGUAGCUGCGCAGGCAAUUGGGAUAUGUGCAGAGUUUGGUGGGUCUGCAUUCAAGUCUCUUCUUAAAGAGGCUUUUUGUGCUCUGAAAGCUGUUAUAGAGCAUCCUAAGGCAUUGCAGAUAGAAUACGUAAUGGCCCAUGAUGCUGCUGUUUCUGCUCUAGGAAAAUUUUUGCAGUUCCAUCGUGAAAAACUCAACGCAGCAGAGGAGAGUAUGUUUGGCAGAUUUUUUAGGACGUGGUUAAGACAUUUGCCACUGAACAAUAAUCUAAAUGAGGCCAAAGUAGCACAUCAACAGCUUUGUUCACUGGUUGAAGCGUCAGAUGUGGAACUUCUUGGCCCCAAAAAGAAAAAUCUUCACAAGAUUGUUACUGUUUAUGCCGAGAUCCUGUGGGCAGGUAAUAAGUUGGCCACUGAGGAAACUGAAACUGCAGAGAGUGAUAACAACAAUCAGGGCUUGAUAAGAAUUUCAGCCCAUAGGAAGAAUACCUCCGCUAGAAUUGCAGCUGCCUUGGCUGGGGAAGUUGUUAUAAACAGCUUCCUUCAAUCAUUUCCUUCUCAUUUUAAUGCUGUAAAAUGGCAUCGCCGCCAUGCUGUUUUCUCAGGACCUACUCUUGAUGAUGGCCAGAUCAACUUCUUGAUAGAGAUAAUGAAGGUUCUCAUAGACAGCCCAUCUCAUUCAAGAAGCAAAACGGUGGACAUCGGCGCAAGAGAGCAGGAACUAGUAAAAGAGGAAAAUUAG
Messenger RNA from Dovyalis caffra, 3798 nucleotides. NCBI's taxonomy places the organism in Eukaryota, Viridiplantae, Streptophyta, Magnoliopsida, Malpighiales, Salicaceae. The record is from the annotation of a GenBank genome assembly.